CGUCCCGCGACUACGCUAUAGUACACAUGCGCGCUGCACCGCUUUUCCUCAUAAUAUACGUUCGUCAUUCACAACAACCUCGUGACCAACGCUUUUGUCGCAUCGCCAAUAAAGCCAACGAGCACCACUAAUAACUUGUACUGUUUUCCACCGUUCUCUCUUGUAUAUUUUGAAUAAUCGUUAAAUUGUAAUCAACAAGCCGCGUUGUUCAAUUAUUUCAUUUUCUCGUCACGCCCCACGUGACUUGGUUGGAGGUAGUCGAUACGCCUACUAAACCGCAACCUCCACAAUAGUAUUAAUUGUUAAAACCGACGCGCCAUACACACGCACAGAUAUACGCAUAUACAUAGAGUGGAUAAGACGCGUCGCACAAAUUGUCAUUUGGUGCGGAAUACAAAGACCGACAAUAUUGUCGGCAAGAGACGCACCAAUCAGACGUCGAGUCAACUUUACUGUACCGCGCUACACCGCUCGAAUUUCAAGAUUCAACGCGAUGCGCAGUGUGAUACUGUGAUCCCGGCUAGACGACGUGUUCCAGACAAUACUUCGCUCGUCUUUGGCCUUUGUUUGCUGCCCUAAAACCGACUGUCGGACUAAGCUCGCGUACCUAUCGUAUUUUUGCCAAAUAGUCGUGUGGUUAAGUCGUCGCGCUGGUGAUUAGCAUAAGACGCGUUGCGUUUAUACGCCUUGUUUCUCGCCCGUGAUGGUCGUCAAUGUUGACGUUACCGCCGCCGAAGUGAAUCGAUGCGAUCGUCAUUCGGCUCUAACGAAACCACUACCAAUCCCGCUGUUCACUUUCCAGCAUGGAGUUUGUGUGUGCUCUGCAAGUUGCGGAAGUCAAUCGGUCAGCUUCACGUCCUGUCCAGGGCGACCAGAGUGAUUCCGCGCCGGAAUCAACCCAAGCUAUAUACUUGCUACUUGUUUAAUCACUGUACCGCCGAAGCAGCCACCGUUGUUUCAGAGGACACAUAUUUCAUUUUUCACGGAUCCCGCUGAGUGGUUGAUUUGUAUAUCCUGACGCUGGUCAGUGUCAUUCUGCAAAUCUUCGAUAACAUGUCUUCAAGUGUAAAAGAAAUGCUUGAAUGUGACCCUAAACGUAAAAUAUCUAAUUCAAAUGUCACAAGUUUUGCAUCAAAAGGAGCCAAAAAGUUUAAACUAGAUAAACCUGAUAAGGACAAUAGUAUCUUGUUUGAUAGAACAGUUUGUGUUGUACCAGCUAAUAUACCUCUAGAAAGGAAUUUCCCUCGGAAUUUCCAGUAUCCUACUAUUGAGAGUGGACAAACUGUAUAUGCAAUGCAGUUAACUAUAAAAGGUUCAUGUUAUGAUCCUAAUUCUAAAUAUGAUGAUGAAUUUUAUGCUGGUAUAGCAGCUGAACCUCCAAAUAUGCUUAAUAACUUUCGAUACUUGAUUUUUUUUUAUGAUAGUAAAGUUCAAUAUCGACAACACCAAGGGAUUCGUUUAAUUGCACGUUGGAGAAGUAUACAUGUUGUAUAGAUGAAGUAGAGAAUUCCUGGUAUUUUAUAAAAAGUUAUUUGGAAAAUUAUCCAAACCGUCAAAUGGUUGAGUUGACCAAUCAACAUUCAGUACUAGCAGUCCAACUUCAACAAUGUUAUUAGGUAAUGAAUAUUAAGAAUAUGAAUAUUAUGAAUAUUCAGUACUGCUAACCCAUUUUGUCUGUCUUCUGUCAUAGAAGAUCUCAUAUUAUUUUUCAACCACCGUAGGGAAGAAAAUGAUCUUUCUGCUGUUGCUGAUGUAAUGGUAAUUGUUGCAAAAAGUUUAAUAUCUGGAUAAAAUAAAUCACAAUAUACCAAUGUAUCAAUAGCAGUUUUGGGCUUUGGAUUUUCUAUAUUGGUCCAUUUCAUCUUCCAGAGUACACGCGAUACGAAAAAAUAAAGCCUAAACCUUCAAAAUCAGUGCGUGAAUACUUUGGAAACAACGAGUGUGUAUAUAUUAUGGAUGCCAAAAUUAGAGGCAAUAUUGGAUGUUAUUUCAAUCAUUCGUGUUCUCCAAAUAUAUUUGUUCAAAAUGUAUUCGUUGAUAUGCAUGACUUACAGUUCCCAUGGGUAUCGUUAUUUGCACACAAAAACAUACUGGUGGGAACAGAACAGACGGGUUCCACAAAAAUAAUAUGCAAUUGUCAGUCUCGAAAAUGUAGAGGGAGAUUACUUUAAAUAUGUAUACGUAAUAAUAAAUUGAAUAAAUCAACAAGUUAAUUAUAUUUUAUUUAUUAUUCUCAUGAAAUUAUUAUAAUUUCUACUAGUUUAAUUUUAAUGAGACAAAGAUUUAAGAGGACACUAACCUAACUUAAAAGUUUGAUAACAGGUCAAUUCACUCUUAAUAUCAAAACUAACAGCACACUAACUAGUGAAUGAAAAUUUGAUAUAUCGUACGUGUGUAAGACAGGGACAACAAAUGCAUGGGUAGCGUCCUCUUAAAUUAAAGUAUCAAAUAUACAACAACAAGCAUCAAGAGGACCAAAGCGAUUAUAAGUUUUUAUCAAAAUUCUUUAAGAAAUUAUCAAAAUAAUUAAAUAAUUUAACAUCAAUAUUUGGACGCAAUAUAAUAUUCAAUGCAUUCAAAACCAUUAAAUGAUUAUACACUUUAACAUUAAGUACAUUUUUCAAAGCAAGUGGUUCGUUAUAAAGUAAGAACUGACGAAGCUCGGUAGCCUUCAAUGACCAACAACUUUACUUAGUCUUGGUUUUCGUACAAAAUCACUAGUUAUUGAAGAUUUGAGAAACAUUAAUUUUGUACUAAUUUUUUAGAUUAUCGUACUUGGUAUAGUAGGAUACAGUCAAAGAACCUUAUGAUCUUCGUGUGUUCUUUCUCUAGAAUUACUAUAUUAAAAUGGGAAACAAGUACUUCCGACAUGUUUACCCUCUGCAAGAUACCUGGUGCAAGAAAAAUAACCAGUAUGACUUUUGAUUUUCCCAGUAAAUGACUUCGGAGCAUCAGCACAAAUUGCAUGUAUAGAAACUGUUCUUAUUAUAAUAUCGGAAUAAAUACAGAUUCUAACUAAAUCUUCUGCUUUGCCUAUAAAUUUUUUUUAAAAAUCAUUGAUAUGCUGGUUUAGAGUAGAAGUAGAAGCAUUAUUCGUAUUAAUAUACGAUUCAUUUAAUGGUUUAAUUGAUUUUAAAAUGGUUGCUCGAUUAUUAAGAAAUGUUAGUUCUUCUUGAAUUUUCUUUGUACAACUAAAUUUAUUAAUAUCAUGAUAUAAUAAACUAGGUAUAAUGCACACAUCGUGAUACGCAUUCUCCUCGCCCGCUGACCAUCACUCUGACAAAAAAUGGCGCUGGUCUUUCGCCGUUUUUAAAUUUCUCAUUAUGAUAAUAAUAUUAUUAAUAUCUAAACCAAUGAAAAGUAGCAAAAGACGGUCGCCAUC
Metopolophium dirhodum (rose-grain aphid) is the source of this 3382-nucleotide messenger RNA. RefSeq lists its product as uncharacterized. The transcript has 4 exons. NCBI's taxonomy places the organism in Eukaryota, Metazoa, Arthropoda, Insecta, Hemiptera, Aphididae. The record is from RefSeq and is a predicted model, not a curated record. Bases 1054 to 1494 code for a protein of 146 amino acids.